AUGUCGCGGCCGCUCGCUACCUCCUGGACACAGCACGAGAGCACCCACUGUACUACAAGACCAACACCACCACCACCACCACCACCACCACCGACAACAUCUAACCCACCAACUCCGUCGAUCUCUGUACCAACUCCACCGCCCAGCGUCACACCUACAAAUACAAAUUCUAUGACGGCUUCGCCAGCUGUAUCUCAACAACCACCGCAGCAGCCACCAACGUCCAUUAGUUCCUUUCCAAAUGCAAAUACAUCCGUAUCCACAGACGGAACAAAUUUAAAUCAACAAUCCGAUCUUUUACAGCCAUACAAUACUUUAGCUUCGGUGCCUACUACGCAGUCCUCCAUGGAAACACUUGCAGUCAAGAAGGAGCCUUCAUUUAUUCAAACACCCACUUUGGAUCAAACCCUCGCUAUCAAGAAAGAAUC
Molecule: messenger RNA, 428 nt
Organism: Wasmannia auropunctata (little fire ant)
Lineage: Eukaryota; Metazoa; Arthropoda; Insecta; Hymenoptera; Formicidae
Product: proline-rich receptor-like protein kinase PERK2
Exons: 2
Source: RefSeq, a predicted model, not a curated record